Paraphaeosphaeria sporulosa is the source of this 969-nucleotide messenger RNA. RefSeq lists its product as uncharacterized. The record is from RefSeq and is a predicted model, not a curated record. The transcript has 2 exons. NCBI's taxonomy places the organism in Eukaryota, Fungi, Ascomycota, Dothideomycetes, Pleosporales, Didymosphaeriaceae. Bases 355 to 666 code for a protein of 103 amino acids.
GCAAGGUCACUCACGCUCAUCAAACAAAGCCACACCACCCUGUCAGACUGGAUAGCACAUGUUUUGCGAGAUGCGGCCUAGCGCGCGUCGCAACCACAAGCACAGGACAAUGCCCGAAUCUGUCUGCUCUCUUCCCAAGCCGAGUGGAUCUGCAACGUGGUGCACCGAUGUAAAAGGUAAACCUGGAAGUGCAAGCGCGUUGCAAGCAUGAUGUCAUAGCUUCACUCAGCGAGGACCUCAUAAAUUCAGACUCCCACAACAACGCCUAGCAUUCCUCGUUACGAACAAUCAUCCUGAUACGAUUUGAUACCCUCUCGUCUGAUCUCUCCCGUAAAAUCAGCGUAUUCAUACACCAUGACCACCUCCAAGUUCUUCACCGUGCUCGCAGGCAUCGUCAGCGUCCUCGCCCUCGCAGUCUACCUCUUCGGCAUCCCGCCAGAAGUAAAGCGCAAGCUUGAACGCUCCGCCCUCAAGACCAUGGGUGAAAAUAAGCUCUCCUACAUUGCCAAGGACCAAAUCUCCAAGAUCCCCGCAUCGGACCAGGAGAAUGUCAAAGACCUCAAGAAAGGGCUUGGCAAUGCUGUUGGCGGCCUUGCCAGCAAUCCGCUCGGAGAAGCUACUGGUGAAGCUGCGGAUUCUUUGACGAGUCCGCUCACCGGUCGCUAAUCUGAUGUGUGAUAUAGGGCGAGCGGUGAGUCAGGCGUGGGAUAGCGUGGAGGACUUUUCGAAGAUACUUCUUGAGCGCGUGUCGACGAUGGCAAAGGAAGCUAGAGAUGGGCCAGUGAAGAAGGCGGGUGAGGCUGAGAAGUCUAGGACGGUGCAGAAGGCGAAGGAUACCGCAGAAGGAUAUACCACAGCGCAGGAAUGAGUUCACGUCUUGCAUAGGGAAGACGAAGGCCUCAUCAUGAUGUUCACGAUUGCAUACCUUGGAGUUAGCGAUUAUUCUAGAACCUAAUCCGACCUCGCAUU